Hevea brasiliensis (rubber tree) is the source of this 2180-nucleotide messenger RNA. Its product is annotated as mechanosensitive ion channel protein 10-like. Gene Ontology annotation, cellular component: plasma membrane. The transcript has 5 exons. NCBI's taxonomy places the organism in Eukaryota, Viridiplantae, Streptophyta, Magnoliopsida, Malpighiales, Euphorbiaceae. Gene Ontology annotation, biological process: monoatomic anion transport; detection of mechanical stimulus; transmembrane transport. Bases 552 to 2180 code for a protein of 542 amino acids. The record is from RefSeq and is a predicted model, not a curated record. Gene Ontology annotation, molecular function: mechanosensitive monoatomic ion channel activity.
UACACAGUACAGUAGCUUUUGAUUCUAUUUAAAUGGCCUUUGCGUAGGAAGUCACAUACAAGUGUAUGAUGUGUGAAGUGUUUCCUUCCCCUCUCACAAACAUCUUUGCUUCGCAUAUUCUCCUUCAUAAGCUUAUAGCAUCAUAUCUAUAAAUGUUUUUCUUGAAAAUUAGUGUCUUUUGAAGUCCAGGCGUAGGAUUUUCUCACUUGGCCUGAAAUUUGCAAGCUGUCUUUGUUCCCAGAAAGCCCGAAAUAAUGGUGGAUAACUUGGAAUUCCUUUUUUCCAUCAAUAUUUCCAGCUAACCAAGCAGAAAUCGUUGCUUUCUGUCAUCAAUUUGUAGAUUCAUACUUUCAGCUACCCUUCCUUCCAUUCUUUCACGAAAAAGUUACAAUUUUCUGGGAAAUUUCCAUCGUUUUGCCGUUGUCUGUUUGAAAUGUAUGUCUGAAUUUUGGGUUGUGAUCUGCUGGUAAAAUAAAAGAUUGAGGUUUCCGUUUUCGACUCUUAAGUACUAAGUGGGUGAAAAAGUAAGCUGCCAUCGAAGCAAGCAAAAGAUGUAUAACGGAGCAGAUUGUUGUAUCCCGAUGCCAAAUGGCAAGGAUGAUCAGAACAAAAAGGGCUGGAAAUUUUACACCUUCUUCGUUGGGUCAAUUGUGUUUUCGUGCAUUAUUUUUGGGCUUUUAAUCGCUAGCUUAAAAGUGGAUAGAUUGCAAAAUUGUAAGAUUUGGGAUUUCGAAUUAUGGAAAUGGUGUGUGUUACUAUUGGUUGUUCUGUGCGGACUGACUGUGUACCUGUUCCUACUUGCUGUGGAGUCGUUGAUUAUUGAGAAGUUCCUUUCCGAGGUUGUGGUUUAUUACUUUCAUGGAUUAAAGAAGAGUGUUUUGGUUUUUAUUUGUCUGGCUUUGGUCUUUUUAGCUUGGGGUUUGCUGUUUGAUCGUGGGGAUAAUAAGCAAAACGAGGAUAAAAAGAAGACUGUAAAUGUUGCUACUAGAGGUAUUGGCGGUUGUCUCAUUGGAGCUGCUCUAUGGUUAUUCAAAACUUUGUCAGUUAAUCUUGCAGCUUCUUUCCAUAUGAAGAAUUUGUUUGAGAAAAUUAAAGCGGCAGACCGUAGUCGUAAGAUCUUUGAAUCCAUUUCAAUGAAGGAAAAGCCCGAAGGCGGCACAAUGAAGUACACAACAACAGAGUUAUUUGAUGCGAUUCGGAAUAAAAAGCUGCCUAAUCUCUGCUAUGAGGAAGAAGAAAUCACAGAUGAGAACAGAGCAGCGAAUGCUGCUAAUGAGAUUUUCAAGAAAUUUGAACGUGGUGAUGAUGAAAGAUACAUUGACAAGAAAGACUUACUGGAAUACAUACCUGCUGAUGAGGACGAUUAUAAGCAUUUCAAGGCAGUUGCAGAGAAAAAACAGGACGGAAGUGAACAGAUCAAGAGAUCAGUUUUCAGGAGUUGGGUGGUUUCAUUUUACAACAGCUAUGACUCUGUGAACAGCGCCUUGAAACAAAGGAAAACGGCUGUUGACGAGUUGGACAAAUUGGCUUCCGUGAUUGCGGUUGUUGUUAUCAUUAUAGGGUGGUUGCUUUUCAUGGAAUAUUUAAGCACCAAAGUACUCGUCUUCAUAUCUUCUCAAUUCCUACUUGUAGUUUUCAUGUUUGGAAACACUGCCAAGACUAUAUUUGAAGCCAUCGUGUUCGUAUUUAUCAUGCACCCCUUUGAUGUUGGCGAUCGGUGUGUUAUUGAUGGUAUACAGAUGAUUGUUGACGAGAUGGAAAUACUAAAGACGACCUUUCUGAAAUAUGAUAAUGAAAAGAUAUACUAUCCGAAUUCAGUUUUAGCUACCAAACCAAUUAGCAACUUAUACAGGAGUCCAUCAAUGUGGGAUUCUUUCGAAUUUGCUAUUGAUCUUCAUACUUCAAAGGAGAAAAUUAAGAAUUUACAAGAUCGCAUCAAAGAGUACAUGGAGGGCAAUCCCAGGCGCUGGAGUCCUGCUAGUCACAGCCUGCAGUUCAAGGAGAUAGAGGAUAUGAAUAAAUUGAAAGUGGCUCUCUAUUUCAAACACACCAUAAACUUUCAUGAUGUUGGAAAGAGGUGCAAACGAAGAUCCGAGCUUGUCUUGAGGAUGAAAGAAAUUUUUGAAAAUCUUGAUAUUAAAUAUUAUCCAUUGCCUCAAGAAGUUCAGAUUGGGAAAUAG